AAUAAUCAUCGUCCCCAGAUACCUUGUGCAUUUCUUUCUGUUCCCCGUUCCUUUUCUCUUUUUUAAGUAAAAUAAAAAAGAAAAGAAAAGAAAAUUAAAAAAAGGAAGAGGCUUUAUCAACAGCAGCAUCUCGCCAUUUGCAGAAAUGAAAUGGAAUGAAAUGAGAGAAGGCAGAGAAGAGUCUUGAAGAAAGGAGGAGAGGAUAUGAAGACGAAAAGAGGAGAAGAAGAAAGAGGGAGUGAUGUUAGUAGUAGUAGUAGUAGUAGUAAUAGUAGUAGCAGUUGUAAUGGGAAGAGGACAAUGGUGGUUGGGGUGAAAUUGGACGGUCCAAGCAAGGAAUUGCUAACAUGGUCUCUUGUAAAAGUGGCCCAUCCUGGUGAUCGAAUCAUAGCCCUUCAUGUUCUCAAUUCCUUCUCCGCCUCAGGAAAUGGAGAUGGAGAAGGACAGUCCUCCCUUCUUUCUCUUGUCAAGGCUUUUGAAUCCGUUCUCACUGUUUACCAUGGCUUCUGUAACUUGAAACAGGUCGAUCUCAAGCUCAAAAUUUGCCGGGGCUCAUCAGUCAGGAAGGUUUUGGUGCGGGAAGCGAAAACCUUGGCUGCCACUAAGGUCAUUCUUGGGGUCGCCAAGAACCAUCGCCGCAUUGGGUCUUUAGUUUCAAUUGCUAAUUAUUGUGCGAAGAAACUCCCACUUGAUUGUUGUGUUUUGGCGGUGAACAAUGGGAAGGUGGUUUUCCAAAGAGAAUCAACUGUCAAUGUCUAUUCAUCAGAUUCUGGAAAGAAAACAGAGGAUUGCCGCCAGCCCACCAGAUUGUUUGGUGCGUUCCGUCGGACCUGGAGUAAGAAUUCCAAGGUCCUGAAUAGCAAAACUUCAGGGCAUCCAUUGAUAGCCGAAGGUAAGAUUGGAAAGAAUGAUGAUUGGGAAGAUCACCGCAGUUCAGGUGCAGAUUCAACAUAUUCAGGGUCAGAUUGUAGUGGCAUUACCGCUGAUGAUGAUAUGUCCAACAAUUCAGUGUGUCGAACGUGUUCGAUAUGUGCACCGAAUUCUGUAUCCCCAGAAGAGGCCCUCUGUACAAAUUCUGCAGAAGAAGACAGAGAUGAUUCAUUGGCUCUGGUUACGGUACAGACGUUGGAGGCAGCUUCAAGCUCUAUCUCCCUAUUGAUACGGGAAUUGCCCGAGUUGAGACCUGGCUGGCCUCUCCUCCGCAGGACGAUCUUGCCCAACAGGAAUACUUCAGAAAGAUCAAAAGUUAAGCAGAUCUCUGUGGUUCAAUGGGCAAUGCGGGUGCCUGUUAGGCAUUCUGCGGCCACAGUUCAUCCUGAUCAAAAGCCCAUGAAAGUGGGCUGCGCAUCUGUAGAAGCAGUACAUGAUGCCCAAUGUGGUGCGCCCAAUUUGGAUGGAGAGAGUGGGGCAAUGGUUCCAGUAGGAAAUGUCACCUCUCCUAUUCCAGAUGAAGAUGAGUCGAAAAGCCUGCCAAAGGAGUUGGAGUCUCUUCAGGAGAAAUACUCAUCUACCUGCAGAAUUUUCAGCUAUCAGGAACUUGUGUCCGCGACAUCCAACUUCUCAUCUGACAAGUUGAUUGGGAAGGGAGGCAGUAGCCAAGUAUACAAGGGAUGUCUUCCCGAUGGGAAAGAACUGGCAGUGAAGAUCUUAAAGUCCUCACAAGAUGCAGUGAAAGAGUUCAUUUCUGAAAUUGAGAUCAUCACCACCUUACAUCACAAGAACAUCAUCUCUCUCUUUGGAUUUUGCUUUGAGGACAAGAAACUGAUCUUGGUAUAUGAUUUCCUAUUGAGAGGAAGCUUAGAAGAUCACCUUCAUGGAAAGAAAGAUCAGACUGUAUUCAGUUGGGGUGGGAGAUAUAAGGUGGCCGUUGGUGUGGCUGAGGCACUUGAUUAUCUACAUUCUGGUAGUAGCCAACCCGUAAUUCAUAGGGACGUCAAAUCAUCAAACAUCCUUCUAGCUGAUGAUUUUGAGCCACAGUUGUCUGAUUUUGGACUUGCUUCGUUGGCUUUGACGACUUCAUCACAUAUAAGGUGCAGCGAUGUUGCAGGCACAUUCGGAUACUUGGCUCCUGAAUAUUUCAUGUAUGGGAAGGUGAAUGACAAGAUUGAUGUGUAUGCUUUCGGUGUUGUACUCCUUGAACUUCUUACAGGGAGGAAGCCCAUCAGCAAUCAGUAUCCGAAAGGCCAAGAGAGCCUGGUCAUGUGGGCAAAACCAAUUCUCCAAAGUGGUAAGACAAUGCAGCUGUUGGAUCCAAGCUUGGGCGAUAAGUACGACAAUAAUCAAAUGGAGAAGAUUGUUCUAGCUGCUUCCCUCUGUAUCAGACGCGCACCUCAACUUCGGCCUCGAAUAGGCCUUAUUUUGAAGCUGCUCCAAGGGGAUGAUGAAGUUACCAAGUGGGCGAGAUUGCAGGUCAGUGCUUCGGAUGAGUUCGAUGGACUGGAUGAUGAAGGGUACCCUACUCCUAACAUCCAGUCCCAUCUCAGCCUCGCCUUGCUCGAUGUGGAGGACGAUUCACUUUCGGUGAGCAGCACGGAGCCAAGCCUCAAUUACUUAACAGCAAACAGGUCGUGGGAAGAUUACUUGAAGGAGAGGUGGAGCCGCUCAUCAAGCUUUGACUGACUUUCUUGGUGGGACCCACAUCACCAUCCCUUCGAUUUUUGUAUAGUCUUUCAGAUUCAUUGCAUUUUGCUUUGCUGAUCUAAUCAUCUUGGAUGAGAGGUUGUUUGAAGAACCAUCACCCUCCUCCUCGACAAGACAUGUUCCUCCGUCCUAUUCGGGGCCUUGUCAUGGGGCCCUUGUCCCCUUGUUCCGUUCAGUUGGAUUAUUCUUGAUCAAAGGUUGAGAAAGAAAAUGUGCGAUUCCAGGGCUGGAUUAGUAGCUUAAGAAAUGCUGUGUUGUGGCAUUCAAUGAGGUAAGAACUAGUUUUUGAAGGUUGUAACAAAUUGCAUUUGCUAUUACAGAAAAACAGGCUUACAAUCUACAAA
This is a messenger RNA of Magnolia sinica, 2984 nucleotides long. RefSeq names its product protein kinase STUNTED-like. Gene Ontology annotation, biological process: protein phosphorylation. The transcript is spliced from 11 exons. Gene Ontology annotation, molecular function: ATP binding; protein kinase activity. The record is from RefSeq and is a predicted model, not a curated record. NCBI's taxonomy places the organism in Eukaryota, Viridiplantae, Streptophyta, Magnoliopsida, Magnoliales, Magnoliaceae. Bases 205 to 2619 code for a protein of 804 amino acids.